UUUACCCAAAAUCCCCUCUUUUCCCCAUGGUUUUCCCUGUCCCGGUCCCUGUCCCGGUCUCGCUCAGGUAUUUUUUCCUUUUUUACCCAAAAUCCCUCAUUUUCCCCGCACUUUUCCCUGUCCCGGUUCCAGUCCCGGUUCCGGUUCCUGUCCCGGUCAGGAUCCCGGUCCCUCUCGGGUAUUUUUUCCCAUUUUACCCAAAAUUCCCCAUUUCCGCCGCGGUUUUCCCUGCCGGCGCGGCGGCCGAAGCUCAGCGUUUCUGUAGUGUAGUGGUUAUCACGUUCGCCUCACACGCGAAAGGUCCCCGGUUCGAAACCGGGCAGAAACACUCCUCCUUUUCCUUCCCAUCGCUUUUUCCCUUUUAUCCCUUAUUUUUCCCCUCAUUCCGGCACUGUCAGCUCAUCUGAGCUUUUCUCUCCGCUCAGUUUUCUUUGCGUGAUUUUGAAUCUCAGCUCUUUUUCCCUUCCUGCCUUCUCCAGCCAAACUUUCCUUCAUCGUCCCCAAAACUCCACCAUCCCUCACGCCCUCCUCCUCCUCCUCCUCUUCAUCCCCAGGUCCCAGCACCCCACAGGGAGGAAGCACACCCUCCUCAUCCUCUUCUUCAUCCCCAACAUCCACCAUCCCUCACACCUUCCUGUUCUUCCUCCCCAAUAUCCAGGAUCCCGGAGGGAGGAAGCACACCCUCCUCCUCCUCCUCAUCCCCAGGAUCCCAAAGGGAGGAAGCACACCCUCCUCCUCCUCCCCCCGGCCCCAUGGCGCUCCCCAGCCCCGCCGAGCAGCUCCGCGCCGCCGCCUCGUGCCCGGUGUGCCUGGAGCUCUUCCGCGACCCCGUCUCUCUGCGCUGCGGCCACAACUUCUGCCGGGGCUGCGUGGAGCGCUGCGGGCCGGGCCCCGGCGCGGCGGCGGGGCCGCUCUGCUGCCCGCAGUGCCGGGACGCGGCGCCGGGCGGCGGGAGCAGCAGCCUGAGGCCGAGCCGGGAGCUCGGGCACAUCGCGGGCAUCGCCCGGGAGCUGCUCCCGGCGCUGCUCCCCGCGCCGCCGCCGGCGACGCCGGGGGACGGCUCCGUGUGCGGGCGGCACCGGGAGCCGCUGCGGCUCUUCUGCCGCGAGGAGCGGGCGCUGCUGUGCGCCGAGUGCGCGCGGGAGCGCCGGGAGCGGCACCGGGAGCGGCACCGGGGACAGGAGCGGGAACAGGAGCGGGAACAGGAGCGGGAGCAGCACCGGGAGCAGGACCGGGAGCAGCACCGGGAGCAGCACCGGGGACAGGAGCGGGAACAGGACCGGGAGCAGCACCGGGAGCAGCGCCGGGGACAGGACCGGGAGCGGCACCGGGAGCAGCACCGGGGACAGGAGCGGGGACAGGAGCGGGAACAGGACCGGGAGCAGCACCGGGGACAGGACCGGGAACAGGAGCGGGGACAGCAGCGGGAGCAGCAAUGGGAGCGGCGCCGGGAACAGGACCGGGAACAGGACCGGGAGCAGCACCGGGAACAGGAGCGGGGACAGCAGCGGGAGCAGCAAUGGGAGCACCGGGUGGUGCCAGUCGAGGAGGCGGCGAGGGAGUACCGGGAGCAGAUCCAGAGCUGCCUCCAGGCUUUGAAGGAGGAGAGAGAAAAAUUCCUGGAAAGCCGAAAAUCCGGAGCUUGGAGGAGUCUGCACCUGGACAGGGCGCGGGGCGAGGGGCAGCAGCUGGCGCGGGAGUUCCGGGAGUUGCGGCGCUCCCUGGAGGAGCAGCAGCGCCUCCUGCUGGCGCAGCUCGGGGGCCUGGAGGCGGCCAUCGGCCGGGGCCGGGAGCAGGCGGUGGAAAAGGUCUCGGAGGAGUUGUCCCAGCUGGACACGCUCAUCUGGGAGAUGGAGGGGAAAUUCCAGCAGCCCCCGGGCCGAUUCCUGCAGGACAUCCAGCAGCUCCUGGACAGCUGUGAGACGAUGAGGUUCCAGCCCCCGGCCGAAAUCUCCCCCGAGCUGGAGAGGAGCCUGGAGGAUUUCGCCCAGAGGAACAUCCUGGUGAGGCGCACCUUGAGGAGAUGCCAAGACAGCCUCAUGUUCCUGCUGCAGGAGCCGGCCUCGCUCACCCUGGACCCCCACACCGCCCACCCGCACCUGCAGCUCUCGGCCGACGCCAGGGAGGCUCGGGGGCAGCUCCAGCCCCGCGACGCCCCCGAGCGCCCCGAGCGCUUCGACUUCGAGCCCUGCGUGCUGGCGCGGGGCGGCUUCACCUCGGGCCGGCAUUUCUGGGAGGUGGAGGUGGGCCGGGGCGGGGUGUGGGCGCUGGGGGUGGUGCGGGAAUCCUCCCGCAGGAAGGGCCCCCUGAGCCUGACCCCCAAGGAGGGCGUUUGGGCGCUGGAGGCCUUCCACUCGCUGACGUCGCCCCGCGCCAAGCUGCGCCUGCAGCCGCCGCCGCGCCGGCUCCGCGUGGCGCUGGACUACGAGGGGCGCCGCGUGGCGUUCUUCGGCGCCGGCGACGACGUGCCCAUCCUCGAGUACACGCGCGCCGCCUUCAACGGGGAGCGGCUCCGGCCCUGGUUCAAGAUGGGCCUGGGCGCGCGGCUGAUGGAGGUGACGCGGGGCGAGCGCUGCCAGGACCGCGCCGUGGGCGGCAGGGUCGUGUCCCCCCUGGACUGGGUGGGAUUCGGGUUCUCCAUGAGGAUCUGCUCCCUGCAAGAUCUGAAAAAUGAGCUGGAGAAGAGGCAGGCGAAAAAAAUCCCGGAGAUUUCCCACCAGGAAACCCCAGAACAGGGUCAGGAGGAGAAAAAACAGCAGCAGGAUGUGAAGAGCUCCAUCAGCAGGUGUGGGAAAGUGACUUUCCAGCUGCCCCUGGAUGCGGCUCCUGGGCUGGAAGAGCGAGUUUGUCACUUCUCCUGGAGGAGCAGCGCCCUGAAGGAAACCCUGAGGAAGCUCCAAGCCAGCGUGACCCUGGACCCCGACACGGCGCACCCCGAGCUGGUUCUCUCCGAGGACGGCAAGAGCGUCUGGCGCGGAUCCUCGCCCCGCCAGCUCCCGGACUGCCCCGAGCGCUUCGACCACUGGCCCUUCGUGCUGGGCCGCCAGGGCUUCGUGUCCGGGCGCCACUGCUGGCACGUGGACGUGGGCGACGGCGGCGACUGGGCCGUGGGCGUGGCGCGGGACUCGGUGCCCAGGAAGGGGCGGCUGAGCCUGGGCCCGCAGGGCGGCAUCUGGGCGCUGGAGAAGUGGGGCGCGCAGCUGCGGGCGCUGACGGCGCGCAAGGUGACCCCGGUGGCGCCGCGGUGGCUGCCGCGCCGGGUCAGCGUGCACCUGGACUGCCACGGCGGCUCCGUGGCCUUCCUGGACGCCGAGGACGGGGCGCUGCUCUUCGUCUUCUCCCGGGCGGCCUUCGGUGGGGAGAGGCUCCGGCCCUGGCUCUGGGUGGUGGGGGCCCGGUCACGGCUGCGCGUGUGGCCCUGA
Molecule: messenger RNA, 3422 nt
Organism: Zonotrichia leucophrys gambelii
Lineage: Eukaryota; Metazoa; Chordata; Aves; Passeriformes; Passerellidae
Product: E3 ubiquitin-protein ligase TRIM39-like
Exons: 11
Coding region: 753-3422 (889 amino acids)
Biological process (GO): protein ubiquitination
Cellular component (GO): cytoplasm
Molecular function (GO): ubiquitin protein ligase activity; protein binding; zinc ion binding
Source: RefSeq, a predicted model, not a curated record